AUGACGACCGUCGCCAAGAUAGCAGAGACGUCCCUCUGGGCGAAUCGAAAAUGUCUAGCCAUUUGUGCUAUCGUGGCCAUAGCAAAUAUGCAGUACGGGUUGGACUCGGCAGCAAUUGGAUCUCUACAGGCGAUGCCAGGCUUCUUAGAAGUAUUUGGAUAUAAGGAUCCGAGCCAACCAGCUGGAUAUGCAAUUGAGGCAAGUCACCCAGGUAGAAUCUCGCUCAUUGGGUCACUCUUAACAUUAGGUGCUUUUGUAUCCUCACUUGUCGCUGGAGCGUUCGCCCAUUUCUUUGGUCGAAAGGAUGCGCUGUGGCUUGCGUGCAUCUUGAAUGCGAUCGCAUGCAUUAUCCAGAUCUCAACCACAGAUAAAGUAGCAGUUUAUAUCGGCCGACUUGUUCUUGGACUAGCUAAUGGGUUUCUGACCGCUGAAGCAGCCCCGGCUCACCUUCGGGCUGUCAUGGUGGCUCUCUUCUCAGAAUGGGUCAACAUUGGGAGCAUAAUAGGAGCAGCUGUAACGAACGCUACGAAGAGCCGUUUGGAUAAAGCAUCUUACCAAAUACCACUCGGAACUCUCUUCGUCGUACCGACGUUCUUAGCUUUAGGCCUCUUCUUCGUGCCCGAAUCCCCUCGAUAUCUAUUGUACAAAGGAAAUAUGGAGGCGGCGAGAGAGUCAUUGAAGACACUAAGAGGGGAUUCGCUAACUCCCGAAGCGUUUGAACUCGAAUGGCUUGAGAUAGUUAAAGGCAUUGAAGAGGAAAAGCAAGCUGCUAGAACAAUUGGGCCACUAGACAUGUUCAAAGGAACCGAACUAAGACGCACACUUCUCUGCUACGGCAUCAUUGCUACACAGACAGGAGCCGGUUCAUGGUUUAUCAUCAGCUACUCAACUUAUUUUAUGAUUGUUGCCGGGUUAUCAGUGGACGAUGCCUUCAAGUUUUCAGUCAUGAAUACCUGUUUGGGUUUCAUUGGUGUUAACUUCGGCAUGUACUUGAUGCGCCACGUCAUGGGUAGACGAACUAUUUUGAUGACAGGCGCUGUAGCCCAGGGGCUUGCAAUGUUGGGAAUGGCGGUCUCCGCGACUGUUGCUUAUGGAACAUUUUCCGCUCGAAACUGCGUCAUUGCAUUCACGGCACUGUAUCAACUCUCCUAUAAUGCAUUUGUUGGAGACGCAACAUACCCUACGGCCACAGAGGUGGUGAGCACUAGGUUAAGAUCUUGGUCAGUUGGAUCAGCUAUCAGUUUGGGUUACUUCCUAGCAUGGCUCACGGGAUUUUGUUCGCCAUAUUUCAUCAACCCAGAGGACCUUAACUGGGGGGCUAAAUAUGCUUACAUAUGGGCUGGUUCAAAUCUAUGUUGCUUGGUGUUCUUUUACAUUUGCGUCCCGGAGACGAAAGGGAGAACAUUGGAAGAAAUUGACGAACUAUUUGCUAACCGGGUAUCUGUUCGAAAUUUCAAGGCUUUUAAGACUACUAUCGUAGCCGAAGCUUUGAGGGAAUUGGAAAUUCGUGUUCCGGGAUCAGAAAAGAAGUUGGCCAUUGCAGAGCAUGUUGACGAGCCUUAG
Messenger RNA from Daldinia decipiens, 1563 nucleotides. RefSeq names its product general substrate transporter. Gene Ontology annotation, cellular component: membrane. Gene Ontology annotation, molecular function: carbohydrate:proton symporter activity. Gene Ontology annotation, biological process: transmembrane transport; carbohydrate transport. NCBI's taxonomy places the organism in Eukaryota, Fungi, Ascomycota, Sordariomycetes, Xylariales, Hypoxylaceae. The record is from RefSeq and is a predicted model, not a curated record. The coding region runs from base 1 to 1563 and encodes 520 amino acids. The transcript is spliced from 5 exons.